GCUGCAACCUGGACGUAAGCUGCUCCAUCAUGAGGACCGAGGAUCCAGUCAUACUUUAACAAUGUCCGGUUUACGCAUUUAUACUCAAAACUAUCCAUAUCGUACUAUUGCAUUAGCCACAUCCGAAGACGUACUUAUCUUUCGCUAUAGCUCGGCAGGAGCGGAAGCCAACACUGCGUCUCAUCUUAAGACUACGCCGCGAUGCUUGGUUGAAUUUGCUCCAUUAUCGUCUGUGGACCUGAAAGGCUAUAGGGUCAUUGGUGAUGGAUAUGGGACCCUUGGGCUGGUUACACUAGACGAUGAGGUUUUUCUGUGCGUGGUCACUGGCUCCUCCAAGGCCGCAUCCAUCAGACCUGGAGAGACUGUCCUGAGAAUAAACAGUGUGGAUUUCUUCUGCCUAAAUCAUUCGAAAUACGAAGACAGACAUGAUUACGAAUCGGAGUCCUCCAUUGCCGGUCAGGACCUCGACCAUGACUUCAACUUUGAAAGCAAAGAGACGAAUCCAGACUUUCCUUUCCUAGCGCUAAAGAAGCUCUUAAGUGACGGUAGCUUCUACUACAGCUGUGAGUUCAAUCUUACUGAUCGAUUGCAGGACCGCUCAGACGAAACGGGAAUCUUCGACAUAGAGUCUCUCGAUCAAGACAUGCUGUGGAAUUCGUACAUGAUACACCCACUUCUUCUUUUCAGAAAUCAACUGUCUUCAGUUGAAAAGCAGCAUCUCGACUCUUCUCAGAUCCUGACGUGCGUCAUACGGGGAUUCUGUGGAACAUUAACUGUUCCUGCCUCUGCUCAACUUUUGCCUGGUGCCCGCAAAACUCACCUUCCGUCUUCACUAACAAUAAUAUCGCGCCAGUCGUCUCGGCGUGCUGGUACGAGAUUUAAUUCACGAGGAAUCGAUGACGAUGGUCACGUCGCCAAUUUCGUUGAAACAGAGACAAUACUCUGGAUUCCACCUGACAUUGUUUUUUCCUAUGUUCAGGUUCGUGGCUCAGUACCUAUAUUCUGGGAGCAGGCCUCGGGCUUUCUUCCAGGACAGCAAAAGAUUGAGAUAACCAGAUCUGUUGAGGCAACGAAGCAUGCCUUCGAUAAACAUUUUAGGUCCCUUGAACUGGAUUAUGGAGCAAUUCAUGUGGUUAACCUUCUCAGUGAAUUAAAGCCCGGAGAAAUUAGUCUCACAGCAAGGUUCCGGGACCACUUAAAGAAUAGCCCACUCAAUAAGCAUUCGUCGGAUCACACUCUGCUGCAGGUAACAGAGUUUGAUUUCCACGCGGAAGCGCGGGGGCCAUUGGGAUAUGGAGCUAGCGCUCAGAUAAGGCAGGAAAUCUUCCAUUCUCUACAAGGGUUUGCAUAUUUUCAGUCUGGCGAAACUGGACCGGUAGCUCUAUAUGACAAGCACCAUGCGUCAAGAAGUUCUCCUGUAAUCCUCCAACAAGAAGGGGUUUUCAGAACAAAUUGCCUGGAUUGCCUCGAUAGGACUAACCUAGUACAAACAAUCAUCAGUUCGAUGGCUCUUGAGAUCUUCUUCAGUCAACAAGGGGGAGGGAUAAGCCCCGAUUUACAACUGCGGCACUCGACUCUCUGGGCGGAUAAUGGAGAUGCGCUAUCAAAAAUGUAUGCCGGAACCGGUGCUCUGAAAAGCUCAUUCACAAGACACGGGAAAAUGUCCAUUGCUGGGGCACUCGCCGAUGCGCGCAAAACAGCUACCCGGAUAUAUGUCAAUAACUUCACCGACAAGGCCCGUCAAAACACAAUUGAUCUUCUAUUGGGACGGUUGACAGACCAAGUCCCAGUGCAUCUUCAUGACCCGGUCAAUGAUCUCGUGUUAGAGGAACUAAGUCAACGUUCUGAGGAAUUCUCUUAUUCUAGACCUGUCACAGUCUGGACGGGAACAUUUAAUGUCAAUGGGCGACAUGAGGGACCCGAUGGUGAUUUAAAGGCAUGGUUAUUCCCAGAGUGCGAUUCUCAGGCCGAGGAUCCACUGAUAUACGCCGUCGGCUUUCAAGAAAUCGUCACCUUAAGUCCACAGCAGAUAAUGUCAACGGACCCUACUACCCGCAAGGCGUGGGAGAUUGCGGUACACACCUGCCUUAACAAACGUGCAGAUUCCAAGGGAACUCCCAAGUAUGUCCUCUUGCGAAGUGGCCAACUUGUAGGCUCUGCUUUGAUGAUAUAUGCGAGAGAAGAUGCUUUAAGCGAUAUAAAAAAUGUCGAGGGAAACGUUAAAAAGACGGGCCUUUCGGGAAUGGCUGGUAAUAAAGGAGGCUGUGCCAUCCGCUUUGAAUAUUCUAACACUCGACUUUGCUUCGUUACCGCCCAUCUUGCGGCUGGGUUUGCGAACUACGACGAGAGGAAUAGAGAUUAUGAGACUAUUCUUCGCGGUCUGAGGUUUUUGAGGAACAGAUCAAUCGAGGACCAUGAUGCAGUCAUAUGGCUAGGGGACUUCAAUUAUCGCAUCGGUCUUAGUAAUCAGAAAGCGAGGGAACUUGUGCAGCAACAAGAUUUUCAGACGCUGUACGACAAUGAUCAGUUGAAUUUACAGAUGGUGGCGGGUAGGGCUUUCCAAUUCUACACGGAAGGGCCUAUUAGCUUCCCGCCGACUUACAAAUAUAAUAUCGGCAGCAAUGACUAUGAUACCUCGGAAAAGGCGCGUAUUCCCGCAUGGUGUGACCGGAUUCUCUGGCGAGGAACCAAUCUCCGACAGAUAAAUUAUGGCUCUGCGGAUCUCCGGAUUUCGGAUCACCGCCCAGUCUGGGCUAUGUUUACAUGCACAAUCAAUGUUGUCGAUGAGGCCCGAAAGAGCAGAAUCCAGCAAUCCCUAUACAAUGAACGACAAAACAAUCUCAGGCUCGGGGACAUGACGACUCAGGUACAAAAAGUGGGAGGUGAGUUGAUGGCAUUUGAGCGCAUUGCUUCGGAGCUUCCACCUGCUAGCUCUGAGCAAUAUAAAUGGUGGUUGAACAAUGGCAUCCCUGUGAAGUCACAGUUGGUCCCUCCGGCCAAGAAUUAUAUGCUAAAUGUCCAUCGCGACUCGAAUCCCUUCUCAUGCGACGGUCCUGCUAAUUGGAGUCCUACCCCUUCACUUGCCGAAAGCGACAGCAAAAUCAAUGCGGAAAAUCCUCCGUUGCCACCACGGGCCAUUUCCAAGAUGUCUUUCUUGGAGAACAGGAACUCUUCCAAGGCAAAAUGGCUCACAGAUGACCAAUACGUUUUCGAGCAAAGGCGAAGAGACCUGGAUUCUCCUAGUGUCAGCAUUGAACCCCCGAAAGAACCAAAUGCGAAUAUGCAAGACCUUCUUGGGGGGAACAUUAGUGAUAAUCUGAAUUGGAGGCCGCUUACACCCGAGUGACAUAUUUUAUGAAUUUCAUUUAUAGGGCUGUAUCUGGGAUUAUGUUUAGAUAUCGGAAUACCCGGCGCCCUUCACUGUUUUGGUCUGUAUUGCAUCUAGACACUCGUAAGAUGCAGUGGCUUGUGGGGAGAUUGGAAGGACUGGUAAAUAGAUAGACAU
Molecule: messenger RNA, 3505 nt
Organism: Aspergillus welwitschiae
Lineage: Eukaryota; Fungi; Ascomycota; Eurotiomycetes; Eurotiales; Aspergillaceae
Product: SacI domain and endonuclease/exonuclease/phosphatase family protein
Exons: 7
Coding region: 62-3346 (1094 amino acids)
Biological process (GO): phosphatidylinositol dephosphorylation
Cellular component (GO): cytoplasm; membrane
Molecular function (GO): phosphatidylinositol-3,5-bisphosphate 5-phosphatase activity; phosphatidylinositol-4,5-bisphosphate 5-phosphatase activity
Source: RefSeq, a predicted model, not a curated record